Messenger RNA from Penicillium taxi, 2382 nucleotides. RefSeq lists its product as uncharacterized. The record is from RefSeq and is a predicted model, not a curated record. The coding region runs from base 1 to 2382 and encodes 793 amino acids. Gene Ontology annotation, biological process: DNA replication, removal of RNA primer. The transcript has a single exon. Gene Ontology annotation, molecular function: nucleic acid binding; RNA-DNA hybrid ribonuclease activity. Lineage: Eukaryota; Fungi; Ascomycota; Eurotiomycetes; Eurotiales; Aspergillaceae.
AUGGAUCUCAGAAAUAUCCCUCAUGCCUGGAACGAGCUCAUCGGCAGGGAGUGCCAAAUUUGCCGAGAGAAAGCCCAACUUCUGACCUGCGGCGGCUGUAAAGUCGUCUUUUACUGUGGCACAGCACACCAGACUGCCGAUCGUUCUAAUCACAAAAAAGCAUGUAAUGCUAUCAAGAAAAGUAGAGGCCAUCUAGAGCGCGAGGAAGCAGCACUGAGGUCAGCUGAUACUUUCAACUCCGGGAACGUCUUCAACGUAGGCCGUGGAAAAUUUUGGGGCAUCUUCGAAACUCGUGAUUACAUGAGAGCACGUCACGCUGCAGCCACAAACCUUCUUGGUAUUCAUACCGAACUGGCCGUCCAAUGUGCCCUGGAUCACUUCAUCGACAUGCUUCAUCUCUCUCACAACGACAAUAUGGGUGUGCGUGAUAUUGUGCCAGACCUGUUUCUUCGUCUGGGGCAGGAACAAAAGUGUUAUGACUUUAUCAAGUGGUGGGCCACACAUCAUGAUUAUGAUUUACCUCAUGAUCGGCGUAUGGCAAACCCAUUUGAAGGCAUCGAUGCAGUGUGUAAUAAGGACACGAACUUGAGCCUCGGCCAUCUCGUGUCCCUCACUCUGCUUAAGCUGCGCAUGCAUUUAGAUGUGGAGCAAUACAACCAAUCCGAUUACGAGCCUGGGAGCAUGAUUUAUCGGCCUAUCGGAAAGCUUGUACUUCACAAGAUGAAGCAGCUCUCAGCUGGUGAAAUAUAUUGCUUGGCCGACCUCCUGGACAACCAGUAUCGCCUCCUUUGUCGCCAGGUACAUAACCAGAACCCACAAUUUUGGGACCUUUUGAUUGAUGAGUCUGACGAACCUCUCAAUAUGCCACAAUAUUACUCAGUAGGCUCCACAGAAGAAGCUAUUAUGACAGUGAUCCAGUGUAAACGCGCUUGGGAGGAAAGCGAGGAUACUAUAAGGGCGAUUGCAUGCGUCACCAUUGAUCUACCCUCUCAACCAGUUCACACUAGAACUAGUGCCACUCCUGCUUCUGGUAAUAUGAGUCAGUCAUCACCGGCUGUGCCAACAGCAACCGAACCAUCCGGAAUCGAAAAAAGGAUCGGCACCGGAAAAGCAUUUCCAGCAAAAUUCAGGAAUCUUUUACAAAAGUCUCCCGCUGAGCUCUUUCCAGUGCGUUCUGCUAGCACGGCAUCAUUUUCCCGCUAUGUCCACAUACAAAAUCAAGAGCAGGUACUUGUAUACACAGACGGCGCAUGUUCCAAUAAUGGCCAGCCUGAGAAGAACGCCCAAGGUGGUUGGGCAGUUGUGUACGGUCCCUGUCACGACACAACUUCGCUCACUGUCUCCGGACGACUUGAAACUGCAGGACCAACGGGAGCCAAGUACGUUGCUACCAGCAAUCGCGCUGAGCUGCGUGCUGUCAUAGCCGCUUUACGCCUCGCAGACUGGCGCGCCGAAGGUUUCACUAGCAUCGUCAUCGCUACCGAUUCAGCCUAUGUCACGGACGGCGCUACUAAUUGGGCCAAGUCCUGGGUACAAAACAGCUGGCGUAAUAGUUCGGGUGAGCCUGUCAUGAACAGAGACCUUUGGGAGUUGCUGUUGGGUGAGGUCGAGAUACUAGAUGAGAAGGGCCUUCGCGUGGAGAUUUGGAAGAUCCCAAGAGACCUUAAUGCUGAAGCUGAUGCAGCGGCCAAGAAAGCGAGCAAUCUAACGAUUAGUGAGCCCCAUUUCAGAGACAAUGUGAUACCAACUAUGGCAAAGAGCGAUUCUACAGAUACUGUACGCGUUCUUGUCAUUUGCGUUGAAGAAAAGUCGAUGUUCGAAAGUGUCCAUUCGGACCUCAUCCAUAGCAUCAGUACCGUCUCUCAGAUGCAGGUGGCCGGAACUGAGAAGGCUGCUCUCACGCUUCUGGCUGCUGACCAGCAACAAGCUAAACCUUCCGUCAUUCUUAUCGCUGAUGGCGCGAUCACUCGGCGGAAGAAGCUUCGCGAUGCUGUAAUCGAGCGUCUGAACGCUGGUGCCACUGUCGUCUUGGCAGGUUGCUUUAGCAGUCUGAUCAAUGCUGAAGAUAUCAAGCGUUUCAUGUCUGCUGCAGGGCUUCCCUGGGAGCGAGGCGUUUAUGAACGAACGACAACAGUGCUGCGUGCCAACCUCCGCGGUCAAGCCCAAUCUAGUCUCCGUACCUCAUACAGUCAAAAGGCACUGCACCUCAAGAAUGUGGACACAGAUUCAGUUUGGUACGCACACGAGUAUACCCGAGGUCAGGUUGCUGUGGCAUUUGCUAAGUUGGCUGGCGGCAAAGGAAGGCUUGGGUAUGUGGGGGAUUGCAAUGGGGAAGAUGCCACAAUAAUAGUGGUUCUGGCUAUGUGUGGUCUUAUUGAUUAG